CUCCACGGGGAGGGACAGAGCGGGGAUGAAGACUAGAAGGUUUUAAACAGCAGCCUGCCGGGAGAGAGACGCCGGGAAUGUAUCCUGGGUGCUGGAAUACUGCGGGGAGAAGCAGCCGCCGCCCGCACGGGGGAGGAUAGCAGCCUGCGAGGGGGAGGAGGACAGGAGCAGCCUGCAGAGAGACCAUACAUUGCCCCGGCUGCUGACAGAUCCCCGCACACUGCUGUCAAUAUGGGGGAUACAAACCUGGAUGCUGCCUGGGAUUAUUCCAAAGCGCCCAACAAGCGCCGCUGCCCUAUUCUGCCAUGGACAGUGAAAUUGUGAUCAUCCGUUUGUUGAACGUGCGUUGCAAUUGGCAGCCAGCAUGCUCCAAAAACUGGUCCUCGUCUACAGUGUACCUCUGGCCCUUAUUCUAUUAAUCUGCAUAGCAUCUAUGGAUGCACAGUCCCCACCAGGACAGCCGGAAGUGACCAAGUGCCGGUCUUACGAACAGGAAACAUUCACUUGCUGGUGGGAGCCGGGAUCUGAUGGUGGGCUUCCAACCAACUACAGUCUGAUAUAUUGGACAGAAAAGAAUAACACACAUACGGAGUGUCCUGAUUAUCAAACCUCUGGUCCCCACUCCUGUUACUUUGAUAAAGCUCAUUCUUCCAUCUGGGUGUACUAUUUUGUCUAUGUGAAGGCAACAAAUGCACUUGGGUCGAAUAUCUCUGACACCUUGCAGUUUGAAGUAGUUCACAUACUGGAACCGUAUCCUCCAAGAAAUCUCACCCUUGCUUAUGAGAGCAACAAAACCACUUUACCCUAUUUGUUGGUGAAAUGGAUCCCACCUCAGAAAGCCGAUGUUAAAAUAGGCUGGGUGACACUGAAGUAUGAGGUGCGACUGAAAGAUGAGAAGAAGCAGGAAUGGGAGAGCCAUGUUGUUGGGCAGCAAACCUAUUUGAAGGUGUUUAGCCCAGCACCCGGCGAGAACUAUGUGGUCCAAGUGCGUUGCAAAGCCGACACUGGGCUUUGGAGUCAGUGGAGUGAGGAGAGCUAUAUCCCAAUCCCUGGAGAUGUGAAGAAACGAGAUCUCACCCUCUGGAUAUCCAUUGCUGUCCUGUCCGUCAUUAUUUGUUUGACUAUGAUUUGGACAAUGGCGCUAAAAGGUUGCAGUUGGGUAUCCUGUAUAUGUCCUCCCGUUCCUGGACCAAAAAUUAUGGGAUUUGAUACCCAGCUCCUCAAGAGUGGAAAAUCUGAAGACUUUUUGAGUGCUCUGGGCUGCCAGGGAUUUCCUCCCACCUCCGACUGUGAAGAUCUUCUGGUGGAAUUCUUAGAGGUGGAUGACAGUAAGGAGCAACUAAUACCUACUCCGGAAAGAGAACCGCAAGGCCAACCGGCAAAAGUCCCCCCUGUGGACACAGACAAUGACUCUGGCCGAGGGAGUUGCGACAGUCCCUUUGCUCCGUCUGAGGGGAGUAAAGACCAAAGAGUCCUUUCACAGGGUUUUGAAAAUGUAGGGAAUGGUGGUCAUGAACAUCCUGCAACUAAAUGUCCUUGGCCAGUCCAGAACGAAGGGAUGGCCACCACGUUUUCAAAUUUCGGUGACCAGUCUUAUAUUUGGUCUGAUGGCAGAGCAUCUGGUAAUCAGUGUCCAAAGUCAUCCUACCAUAAUCUUACCGAUGUUUGCAAGAUGGCUCUUGGUGCCAUGAGUGCCAAUAUGUCAGCAUUUUUGAUGCCAAAUGAAGAGAAGAGCCAACCAAGAUAUUUUCGAACUGUAGAGAAUAUUGAAGAGGGGAACCUAAACAAACAGAGUGACUUGGGAGAUUUGCAUUCCAAAGGUGUUGACAUUGACACGCUACACUUGUUACUUAAUAAGAAGACUUCUUUCAUGCCUCCUCGAACAAUGGAUUAUGUGGAAGUACAUAAAGUUAACCAAAAUAAUGCACUAGCAUUAUUACCAAAACACAAAGAAAAUGUCAUCACAACGGACCAAUAUUCAGUUCUUGUUCCAAACCGGGAAUAUUCAAAAGUGGAAAGGGUGGACGGUGACAAUGUCUUAGUUUUAAUGCAAAAUUUAGAAGCUCAAGUGAGCCCUGUGAGUAGUGAUGCUAUGAAGGAGUUCUUUCAAAAGUCUCAGCAAAACCAAGCCGAAAAGCUUGUAGGCUUCAACAAGCCUGUUCGAACAGUAGGUGAAAUUCAGACUGCUGGUAUGGGUUAUAUGGAUCCCUCAAGUUUUUUCCCUUGAUCCUGUUUAAAGGGUGUCUGUCUUUUGCAUACGAUGGAGGCAGCCAUUUUGAGGCCUGAACCAAUAAUACCAAACCAUUCACUAGGAACUGUGUUGAUGUCGCUGAGGCACCUUUUAUACUUCAUGGUUCAUUAGUGUCCUUAUCCUGUAGGGACUUGAUUUAUUGUAAAUCGUGAUUCAAAAUGGCUGCCACCUGGGAGUAGAUUUAAUUUUUUUUCUUAUUUGCAUGGUUGAAUUAUCAGGUAAAUUUGCACAGUAUGAAAAAUCCAGGUUUGAAUGUGUAGAAAAUGUUAAAAUGUUUUGCCUGCUUAGACCAUCAAGUUUCUAUUUCACUUUAGUCCAAGGCAGAACAAAUUUACUUUACAGGAGGAUAUUUUAGUUUUAUUUAAAAAAUUUUAACUACCUUGUACUUUUGUCACUUUAUAUUCCGCAGAAUACACACUAAUAGGUUUAUUUUCAUUACCCAGAGUAUGCAGAGCAGCUGCAUCCAAUGAUAUAUUUGCUUUCCUUAGUUUUUCUUGCAGUAGACUGUUGAAAGUUCUUACCUGAUUGGUUGUUUUCAUCUUAUGAUUCAUCACGUGAUUGUGGCAUUUGUAUAGUGCUUUCAAAUGAGCCAUUAAUGGAAAACAAGAUGUUGGAAAAAGGGAUAGUUGAUGUCACUGAAAAUUUACUUCAAGCUAAGGAUGAAUCUUUGUAUAAUAUGAUGCAGAGUCGUACAAUAUGGAAAUACUCAGACUGUAGCCAUAUUACUGGGUACCAAGUGCUAUAGCGUUUGGUUGUUUCUGGGUUUUUCUUCCUUUUUAGGUUCUAACUCAACACAUUGAAAUAGCUCACAUAGGGAUGCAUGCACAGAUUAUUUUUUAAAAUGUGUAAAAAGAGAGAUAUAUAUAUAUAUAUAUAUAUA
Pseudophryne corroboree (corroboree frog) is the source of this 3131-nucleotide messenger RNA. RefSeq names its product prolactin receptor (gene PRLR). The record is from RefSeq and is a predicted model, not a curated record. Lineage: Eukaryota; Metazoa; Chordata; Amphibia; Anura; Myobatrachidae. Gene Ontology annotation, biological process: cytokine-mediated signaling pathway. Gene Ontology annotation, molecular function: protein binding; cytokine receptor activity. Gene Ontology annotation, cellular component: external side of plasma membrane. Bases 365 to 2227 code for a protein of 620 amino acids. The transcript is spliced from 9 exons.